UGUGAGUAAAUUUACUGUUUUAUUUAUAUUUGUGUUUGUCUUGUCCAUAACCCUCAAGAUUCAUUAACUUUUACAGCACACUUCAAAAUUUCAUCGUUGAACACUUAGCCAUUGUAUUUGUACUCCAAGAAUUAAUUUGGACACCAAUCAUUCUAUCACACCUAUAGAAAUCUUAACACUAUACUAGCAAAAAUUAAAUUUGAAAACCUCCUUAUAAACUACUCCAAAAACAAUUUUGUAUGUUUUUCAUUCAAUCAAAUACUGUAUUAACUGUCAUAUAAAAAUGGAUGAUCUUCUCGAAAGCUCUGAACUAACUUUUAGCUGUUCAAGUUACUCUUUGAUCCCAGAAAUUUCAGAUACAAGUUUGGACGAAGAACAAAAAAUCAUCAACUAUGAAGCAGGGGUUUCCAAAAUGGAUGAAAUCUUUUGUCCAAUUGUUGGACAAGAAGUUCCACCAAUCGAUUCCGAACCUGAUCCAGAUACAAUUAAAAUGUUUGUAGGACAAAUUCCACAGAACUAUACAGAAAACGAUCUUCUUGAGCUGUUUGCGAGGUUUGGAAAAGUAUACGAGCUUCGGAUAUUAAAGAACAAGAUCACAGGUAGAAGUAAAGGAUGUUGUUUUGUGACGUUCUUCUCUAGAAGAUCUGCACUGGAGGCUCAAAACGCCUUACAUAAUAUUCAGGUUUUACCUGGAAUGCAUCAUCCGAUACAGAUGAAACCAGCUGACAGCCAAAACCGUAACGAUAGAAAAUUGUUUAUCGGAAUGUUAUCAAAGGAGCUUGAUGAAAGUGAUGUGCGGAGUUUGUUCUCUCCAUAUGGACCAAUAGAGGAGUGCACUGUCUUACGAGACAGUGCUGGGAAGAGCAAAGGUUGUGCAUUCGUCACUUACCUAACCCGGCGAAGUGCACACAAUGCUGUCAAAUCAAUGCAUCACUGCCACAUCUUCAGAGGCUGUUCGUCUCCUUUAGUGGUCAAGUUUGCAGAUACGCAGAAAGACAAAGAGCAAAGAAGGAUGUGCAUAUUACAAAAUGAUUUGUCCUUUCAAAACACUCUUUCAGCUAUCCUUCAGCAGCUUGGUGGUGAUGGUGUACACUCAUUGUUAAGCUCCGACAAUUGGAGUUUCCUGCAGAAAUUUCAAAAUAGGUGGUAUAAUAAUGCUAACUGUCAAUUUCCAACGUCGAACUGCCAAGAUUUGUCAAAUAUACCACCUUCACAUUGGAGAUCAGCAGUUGUUAAUACAACAAAUCUACAGACCUUGCUUGGUCACUGUUUUCUUAACCAGACAGCAAAUGAUACAAAUGACACACCUGUGAUCAUAACUGACAAUACUAACAACUUGUUAAUACCACUUGACUCCUGUGAUACAUGUAAUAUUCAACAUCCACCACAGUCUAAUACUGAAAAUAUGGCAUUAACAACUUCUUCGACAGAAUAUAAAAUGUACAACUGGUGUCUGCAAAGAUUAUCCGCAGAUCAGAAGCAAAUAGAUGGUCCUGAAGGGGCUAACUUGUUUAUUUACCAUCUACCUCCGGAAUUUACUGACCAAAACUUAGUUGAACUGUUUUAUCCAUACGGUCCAGUCAUAUCUGCUAAAGUAUUUGUAGACAAAGUGACUAAAACAUCCAAAUGUUUUGGUUUUGUGUCCUACGAUAAUGUGCAAAGUGCGAAAACAGCAAUUAACCAUAUGAACGGAUACCAAGUCCUAGGAAAAAAACUAAAAGUGGAAGUUAAAAAGAAGAGAAAAUCCAAUAAUUGAUUUAUAAAACAUAGUUUAUGUUAUCAAUACAGUAGCACAUUAUUGUAUCAUUAAACAAUUGUUAACACUGGUA
Molecule: messenger RNA, 1829 nt
Organism: Macrosteles quadrilineatus (aster leafhopper)
Lineage: Eukaryota; Metazoa; Arthropoda; Insecta; Hemiptera; Cicadellidae
Product: CUGBP Elav-like family member 1
Exons: 1
Coding region: 284-1756 (490 amino acids)
Cellular component (GO): ribonucleoprotein complex
Molecular function (GO): RNA binding
Source: RefSeq, a predicted model, not a curated record